Messenger RNA from Lepisosteus oculatus (spotted gar), 6751 nucleotides. Its product is annotated as pro-neuregulin-3, membrane-bound isoform. Gene Ontology annotation, biological process: animal organ development; nervous system development; intracellular signal transduction. The record is from RefSeq and is a predicted model, not a curated record. Gene Ontology annotation, molecular function: chemorepellent activity. NCBI's taxonomy places the organism in Eukaryota, Metazoa, Chordata, Actinopteri, Semionotiformes, Lepisosteidae.
CCAGUGCUGGUGGAGGGAGCAGGUGCAAUCCCGCCUCUCUUUCUCUCUCUCUCACUCACUUUUCCACCCUCCCUCUCUCGCUCUUGCUUUCUCUCUCUCUCAGCACCAUCGCGAUUGGGCAGCAGCCGUAUCUCUGGCUGGAGUAUUUGCAGCCGUAGGAUGUUGGAGCAUCUGGGUACUCGCUGGAGAGAAAAGCUUACAGAAAAGAACGAAGGCAGGAUAUAUUAACAAAUAAAAUAAGAAAAGUUCCAGGAGUGAAAAAUCAUAGACAGGAACCUUGAUGAAAAGCUGGCAUCAAAUUAAGGAUUUACAGUGAGGAGCAGCUGGCUAUUUUCAGCUGUUCUCUCUCUCUGUCUCUGUCUGUCUCCUUCUUGCAGGCUGUUCCGUCUCUUUCAGUGCUGGAAUGUAGCAAGGGAGAGUCCGUGUGCUUUAUCUUCUGCUGCAAUGACAGUCAAUAGACAGACAGCAGGACGUGAGCUGACAGCCCCUGAGACCUGAACAGAAAGGCUGGUAAGCAGAAGGAGGAUUGUGACCCCCAGUCCCUUCAGCUUCAAUUGUCAGCUGUAUUACAUUGGAUCGUCCCUGUCCUCACCAUUGGAGUACGGCAGGGGAGCAUAGGCAACAUACCAGCAAGAAAUUUAGGAGGUGCACUACGGUAGAGGCAGGCUGGCUGUGGGGUGCCGAUGGCUGCUUUUCUAGUCGGGGAAAGAAUUAUUGGGCAAUGAGCUGAGUCAGCGUGCUUGAAAUGGAGCUGCAGAGAACCAAGGAGCUGAGUGCGAGAGGCUAUGAAAGCUAAAAAUUUCUGGAGACACUGCAAGGAAUAUUGAGAGAAUCUGCGCAAACAAGAAUGGUCUCAUUUAUUCUGUAGUGGCAGUCCUGAACUGCAGUAGGAGCUACAUUCUGACUCCCCAGACAGAAGGAUUUACAGCUCAUCAGAGAUACCUAUCUAAAUUCCCUUCCUUUGGAUUGCUACAUCUUUCUUUAAUUUUUUUACUUUAAUGUGCCCUGGAUUCCUCUACUCUUCUCUACAGCACUGCUGUGCACAAUAUUGGACUGACUAAAACUAGACAGAAAGGCACACCUUGCUAUAAUUGUGCACUCACAUCCUUUGAAAUAGCCCUCUGUGUGUGAGUGUGUGUGUGAGCGUGAUUGUGUGUGUGCAUGUGUGUGAUUUUGUCUGUGUCUUGUUUCUCAAUGUCCAGUGUUGCCUGUUGCAAGUCUGCUCUGUCCUGCCCAUACCCCCCCUCCCCCUGGCCCAGGGGUUAACCCUCGCUGAGCCAGCAGGAUGAGUGAAAGCUCGGGGCCCGCUGUGUCGGGGGCAGUGAUCCUGGAGGAGCCCGAAGGGGGCGGGGGCACGGCAGGCAGAGAGCAACCCUCACCCCCAGAGCCAGGACCUCUGCGCUGUGGCAGCUGUGCCCUGUGGCCUCGCCAGCAGACCUGGCUUUGUGUUGUUCCCCUGCUGAUCGGCUUCAUUGGCUUGGGGCUGAGCUUGAUGCUGCUUAAGUGGAUAGUUGUGGGCUCCGUGAAGGACUAUGUGCCAACCGACCUGGUAGAUGCCAAAGGGAUCGGACAAGACCCCAUUUUCCUCUCCAAGCCCAGCGCCUUUCCCAAGAAUGCUGAUACGGCCACCACCAGUACUACCACCACCACCACAGCACCUGGCAGAACUCACCCUGGAGCUCACUCCACCACCACCGCCGCCACCACCACCACAGGUGGCGGCUUGACACCCCGCCCCCCCAACCGGAUCAGCACCCGUAUCACCACCACCACCACACGCGCACCCAGGCUCGUCCCUUCCGGGGGCCGGGAGGUGACGCCACGGAGCACCACGGUCCGCAAGGUGACCACUGGAAGUGGCCGGAGCAGCACGCCGCCCUCGGGGCCUGUCAGUACCGCCAUGGCAGAAGUGCCCACCUCCACCCCCUCGCCCUCUGGACGUUUCUACCUUCAUGACUCCACCCCCAAUUGGCUGGACCGCUUACCUGCCGAGAGCUCUCCUGCCGCACCCACGCGGCCCCAGGCACCAGCGAAGACGCCAGCACCUACGUACCCUCCUGAGCACUCAGAGCACUUCAAGCCAUGUCGGGACAAGGAUCUGGCCUACUGUCUGAAUGAGGGCGAGUGCUUCGUCAUUGAGACCCUAACAGGAUCCCACAAACACUGCAGGUGUAAAGAGGGGUACCAAGGAGUGCGUUGUGACCAGUUUCUGCCGAAGACAGACUCCAUCUUGUCUGACCCAACAGACCACUUGGGCAUCGAAUUUAUGGAGAGUGAAGAAGUUUACAAAAGACAAGUGCUGUCAAUCUCCUGCAUCGCAAUUGGGAUCAGCCUUCUUGGCACGCUCUGUGUGGCCUUCUAUUGUCGCAACAAGAGACAGAGGGAAAAACUACAGGCCCACCUGAAAGAGAGCCGCAGCCUGAAGAGCUACAGUGCCAACAUGUCUGGCCUCAUGUCCAAAACCAGCCUGAGGCCCCAGUGUGGCCUGCAGCUUCAGAGUUACUGCAAGGGUCAUGGGUCUUCCCCAACGUUAGGGGGCAGUGUUCGUGAAUCCAGCUUCUCUCAAAGUCGUGCUGCUCCUCCUUGUCACUCCAGAGUCCCAGCCACAGGAAAGCCCCACAGGAGCAGCUCCCUCUCUCACAGUCCAGACCAGAGAAGUAGACCCAUUCACCGAUCUGCUCCUCGAAGAACCCCACCUCUAACCAGGGGGAGACUAAAUCCCAUUGGAGGAACCAGGGACUCAGGUCCUGCCUAUCAGCACCUGCAGGAGGUGGAGCUUUCUGAGAGAGAGGCAGAGACACAGAGAGGGAACCAGUCAGCCAGGGCAGGUGGUGAUCCUUCACAGGACAUUUUCUUAAAUAUGCAACCUCCCCUCUUUGCUCCGGUGGGGGUGGGGGAGGCCAAGACUGAAGUGCAGUGCAGCCGUCUGGACAGGGCAGCUCCAGGCAGCAUUAAGGGCACCCCAUUUGGUCAUGGCACACCCCCUCCUCCAGUCCGAGCCUGCUCUAUUCCCAUCAUCCCCUCUGUCCUGGGACAAGACGACAUUUCCUGUAUGCAAAAGGGUGACAUUAGUGAGGGCAGCUGUAGUUCCAUGCCCCUACCCUGCUUGUUGAGCUCUGUAGUGGACAGCAUUCAUGGUGCGCACACCCCCCCUUCUCCAGCAGCUGUAAUAAUAGCAGGUGGGCAGCAGGAGGCAGUGGCUUUGCUUCUGGAGGCAGCUCAAGAGCAGCUCAGGGUCCUGGCACACGCUCAUAGGAAGCUGGAGGACAGCAGCCCAUCACCCAUGAUGGCAUGCGAGACAGCCUGCUUCCUGUCUCCCAUCACUGCAGGGGGAGUGCCCCAAACCAACCCCCCUGAAACCCAGCUGAUGAAUCCAAGUGAACCCCACAGAGACUCCUCCCAGCCCUGCCAGUGAAGUGGUGGAGGCUGUCCAACCCUGUUUGGACCAAUCAUAAUAAACCCUGGUGUCUUGAAACAGAACUGCAUAUGGAACUGCAGGAAAGUGGCAAGAGGACUAAAUGACUGAAAAAAAACAAACAAACAAAAAGAACAAAACACAUGCAUAAAGAGGAAAGUAUGAACAAAUUAAAGAGGGUAUGGUUGAAAACUUAUUUAAAAAAGAGAAAUUAUUUAUAUGCAUUUAUUUAAAAUGAGAAGCUUCUACUUAGAAAGGAAACCAAAUAGUCUGUCAUCUUCAUGGUGUUUUUAAUUGUAAAAAAUGAAACUAUAAAAUAAAAGGUGAGGAUGUAAAGAUGAGGAAUAUGGAAAUGUUACAAGUUUUCAUUUGUAUUAACUCCUCCACUGCUUUCAGACCCCCAGUGCAGAUCACACGUUAUCAGUCUCAGAGAAUCUGUUAAAAGAGUAUUAGAGAACCCAACACCCACUGCAUCUGACAGAAAACAGUGCUUCGUCCAUGGAAGUUCUGCUCCUGUAGCAAUAGUAGUAUCUCAAAGUAAAAUCGCAGAUUAACAAAUGGAAGAAUGGGAGAGAAAGUAAUGGUAUCUUCUUACGCUACUAGCACAGCUUCACAUACAGAUAAUAUCUUUCCUUCAGUCUGCUUCCCUGAACAGUCACUUUUUCUUUUUUUGAGAUUCUUCAGGCACCUUGGGCAGCUCUUUGGGCAACAGAUAUAGAUAUUCAGCACCAUGCCUUCCUGGCCUAGGUAGACGUGUUUAGACAUGACUGGCAUGAUGGAGAGCUGGGUAAAGAUGAAUGACUGACAAGCAGGAGUGAAAGCGAGGGCUUGAGGGCAUGGAGGAGUUUGUUUAUUUAGAAUCAGAAGAUGUCACUUGACUGAUGGUGUCUUUAAGUGAUGGGUGGAGUUCAUGACUGGUUGCAAAUGUGGGACCAUCCUCUUUUUUUACAAUUUUAGUAUGCAUAAAAAAUAGCAAAAGGACUGCAAGAUCAAUUUGAAAUUUCUCCAUAAUGCUCUACCACACAGUAAGACUUGCAUGAAUAUGGCAGUGCCUGGAGUUUCGUUUCCUGCUGCCCCCUUGAGGCAAUUUGGAGAAGAGUGCUGUAGAAACAUGGGGAGAUUUUCAAACAGUAGCGUUAAUGUUUGUGACCAUACAGUAGAGAUUUACAGUAUUAUAAGCAGGGAUUUUCAAGCAGAGUAAAUUAAACAAAUCAGUUUCAUGAUUCAUUGAUAGUCAAUGAAGUCAUUACACAAUGAACUGUAUUAAAAAGUGUGCAGGUCACUUAUAUCAUUCCCUUUGCCAAUGACUAUAUACAGUAAAUGGGGAGGUAUCAAAGGUAAAUUCCUUUCAUCAUAUUAAGUGAACUUUUCUUUCACAUGCAGCCUAGCUGGGCUGACAUGUUACACAAACUCAGAAAAAGACACUUAAUAAGUAUUGUAUUUACACUGAUACUUACAAAUACAUUCACAUACUAUCAAUUACAUGUCAACUUUGCAAUCACCUGUAAAUAGAAGUUUUAUAAUUACUGGUGCUGUUACUAUCAACUUAUCUAUUUGCAAAGUAGGCAAUGUUAUUCAGGAUAAUUUUUAAUGCUUCAGAAAUGUUAGAGAGAAGACAAUACAGAAGUAUUGAUUCUGGUAUAGCUGUAUUGUAAAGUUGUCUGAUGUUUGAUCAAAUGUUCAGUCAGCAUUAAACUAGAAUAUCUUAAUUAAUAUUGAAAUUUAAUUGUAUACUCAUAUUUUUUGCAAAAUAAAAUAAACACAGUAUGCACCUACAGUUCAGAUAAUAACGGUAUACAUCAACUGAUAAUUUAUGGGUACAAUUAAUGUCAGAUGCAAACGAGUGGUGUAUUGUUCUAGCAGUAUAGCUCACAUUUCCCAGCGUUGCUAAUUAAAAUAAAGAAAAUACAUUUAAUAGAAACCAGCAAGCUAUUUUCAGCAUAUACUGUAUAAGCUAUGGGUAUUGAAUAAUCUAGUCAGGGUUUCAACAAUUAUCUACUAAUACAUUCUCUGAAAUGAAGAUCUCUGAAAUUGAAUGCAGCAGAAUGUGUCAAAAUAUUAGAAACAAAUCAGAGAACAGGAGACCUUUGGAAUGGUUUGAAAGUAGGCAAAUAAUUAUUUCAAACCCAGAUGCACCAUAAAACUGCAUUCUGACACGAGUCUACUCCUGAUUAAGUUGAAUGCUGAAAUAGGUAAAGAUAACUGUAACAUUUUUAUCGAUGCAACCAUAACCAGAUGGACAAUGGUGGAGAUGGUAUAUUGAUUACAACUGUCCCAUCAAUUCACCUGUGAUGCUGUUAAGACCACCACAUUUUAGUAGCAGAUCCAAAACCUUCUACUGAUGCUAACAAUGGCUCUGGUAUCCAGAUUUCAAAUUGUCAUCUGCUGUAUCUACUGUAUCUAAAACCUAUGAUUAGUCCUUUUACACCCUCUCUCAGUGUUGUCGUUGUCCCUUCAAAAAUUGAAUUUAUAGAUGCAGAGGGAAUCACAGCAACUCCAUUAUUUUACUUCAUCUUAAACUAAUGCACAGAAUGUUACUCCAAGACUAGAUAACUAUCUGCAAAGGAAUAAGUGCAGAUAGUUAUAUCUGAAGGCACCUGAAGAAGGCUCCAUGGCCGAAACUUUGUGUUUUCUUUCUUGAAUUUUUAUCAAGGAAUAAACCUAUUACUUGUUCCUUUGCAGCAUAUGUAUGCUGACGCGGCUACCCACCUUGAUAUCUAUCUGUCUGUUAAUGAAAACCAUCCUUUUCCAGUAGCAAAUUAAAUGCUGAAUAAAUUAAUGUAAUUAAUUUAUCUUUAAAUCCCCUUGCAAACACAACAAAUAGUCAGCAAACUAUAAUACAAAUACAAAUUACUAAACAGUACAUCCGUAUCAAUGCAUUUUUCUAUUAAUAUAAAUCUAUGAAUUAUAAUAAAAUGUCUUCUUAAAAAAUUCUAUAAUGACCUAUUUGUUAAUAUAAAAUCUCAACUUUGGCAUUGCCAUUUGAAAAUCCCCCCUCUCUCACCUAUUCUGUACGGCUUCGAGAUUGCAGUUUUCAAAAUGCAAGAGCAACAACACCUAUACAGAAAUCAGUUUUCAAAAGUUAACAAUUGGAAAUGUGGAAAAAAUGUUCAAUCAUUGAUUGAAUUUAGUUAUUAAAGGUUCAAGUAGAAAAAAACACCAGUAGGAUUUUCAAGACCAGAGCAUAUUAGAAUAUACUACAAUUAUUUGAGCAAAAAAAUAAAUACAUUUCAAUUUGUCCAUCCAUUUCAGUGCCAAUAGUGCCAUUGAAAAACAAACUACUGGGUACCAUGAUUAUCUCUUAGCUUUGCAAUUAUUGCUGUGGAAGAUUUAAUU